CACAAGGAGGGUGGCAGGGGGCACUCACUAAACAACACACACCAGACAGCACUUUCAGAGAGAGAGAGACAGAGAGGUAGAAAGAGAGAGAGAGUGCAAGGGAGAAAUCGGCCUCGAACAGAACAUUGAGUCUAAACUGAUUGCAUGAAAGUUGGACCUUUAAUGAACUUAGAUAUUGAGCGUUCAAUCCAAUAACCUUGGAGAGGAAGAGUCUGAAUUGACUUUAUGUUUCAAAGGAAGUUGGACUGACAAACACAGAAAGUCCACGGAACCAUGGACGAUGUAUCACUCUGCCAGGACGAUUCUGGGAAAGACGCAACAGCCAACCAGACGGAGGACAACAAAAACAAUCAGACAGAGAGAGAGGCUUCAGUGCAGGAGUGUGACCCCCCUAAGAGAGACCACCUGGCGGAGGACACAGUGGAAGGUCAUGUGGUUAAGUCUGGGGCUAAUACGGGGAAAGCGCCGGAACAGGCAGCAGGGGCUAGCGUUGGAAAUGUAGAGGAGUCUCAGCCAGUAACCGACGCCAUUGAGGUUAAUGGUGAAGAGGCUUGUAAGGGUGAGGGAACAUCUCAAGGUGCAGACGCCGGAGAAACAGAAGACUCCAAAGUGGUGAACGGAGAGAAGAAGGGGGAGGGAGAGAAGGAGGAGGACAAGAAUAGAAAGGGUCAAGAGGUGGUCAAGAAUGGAGAGAUUGAGAAAGAGGGUGUGAAGGAGGACAAAGAGAAGGGGGGAGAAAAUAUUGCCAGGAAAAAGGAGAAGGGGGAAAAGGGAAAAACAGAAGAGAAGAUAAAAGGAGAUAAAGGGAAAGACAGAAAAGGGAAGGGAGAGGGAGGGAAGGGAGAGGGAGGGAAGGGAGAGAGAGAGGGAGGGAAGGGAGAGGGAGGGAAGGGAGAGGGAGGGAAGGGAGAGGGAGGGAAGGCACCGGAGAACAAGAGCAAACCAGUAAAAGAAAAGGAAGGGGCAGGGGCAGGGGGGGGGAAGGUUAAAGAGAAAAGCAAGGAGGUGGAGAAGCAAGGAAAGACCAAGAGAAAGAGUGGCGUGAAUCACACCGCCUCUACCCCAUCCUCUGUGGCCCGACCCCGGAGCUCUGCCCGCUCUGCCCGGCCUUCCACUAAAAAGGACAUCAUAGCAAAGUUCCAGAAAAAUGACUCUGAGACACCGGUUGUCUGCAACUUCAAACUUCAGAGAUCAUCUAUGGCUGUGGCAAACGGGGGGUCAAUCAAACAGAAAGUGCUUUCCUGGUGUCAAAACAAAACACGCAAGUACGAGGGUGUUUCCAUAGAGAACUUCUCAUCAUCGUGGUGUGAUGGGCUGGCGUUCUGUGCACUCAUCCAUCGCUUCUUCCCGGACGCUUUCGACUUCUCAGCCCUGAGCUCAUCUGAGAGAGCGAAGAAUUUCACCCUGGCCUUCAAUACAGCAGAGACCAUGGCUGACUGCUGCCCCCUGUUGGAGGUUGGUGAUAUGAUCCUGAUGGGGAACAGCCCGGACCCUAUGUGUGUGUUCACCUAUGUCCAGGCACUCUGCCAUCACCUCUCCAAAAUAGAGAAGGAGAGGAAGGACAAGGAGGAAGAGGAGAAGAAGAGUGAAAAGAUGAAAGACGAAGAGGUAGAAACCACUGCAGAGAAGAAAGAGGAGGAGAAUGAGGAAACUGGGAAGAUAGAUGGCCAACAAGAGGAAGGAGAUGAGGGAAGGGAGAAUGAAGUAAAAGAUGGGAAAGAGAAUGAGAGUGAGGAGAGCUCAGCGGUAGAGAGAGAGCAAGAGGGAAGAGAAGUUAGAGGGUUAAUUGAAGCACAGGCUUAAGCUAAUGCUAAAGACAUGGAAAAGAGAUUCAAAUAAGCCACAUGAUGAAGUAUAGUUUUACAGUUUGGAACACGACAAGUGUUUAGCAUGUAUGAGCAUAAUUUCUUAAAGAGUGACACAUUACUACUGUAUAUUCAAAAGCUGGCUUUGUUAAGGUUGUGAAUUAUACUCAGAUUCCAACAAUGUGUGUAAAUUGUAACCUGUUGUGACUUUUUAAACCAUGUUUAACACAUGCUGUGUUCUUUCCAAUUUCAUUAUCACGUCUGUUGUGGAAGUUUGUGCACAGAAAAAUAAAACGUCAAUGUAUAUUAUAAUGAAUUAUUUUGAUUUCUUUUUUAGAAAGACAACCUAUGUAUGUUUUUAUUAUGGGUAAAGUUAUUAAGUACGGCUGCACUGCAGCCCAAAUAAGGAUUCAAAAGGCGCUCUUGGGUUCAUGAUGAUCUAUCUUGAAUAAAAAAGAUUUAAAAAAAGAUU
Oncorhynchus kisutch (coho salmon) is the source of this 2277-nucleotide messenger RNA. RefSeq names its product smoothelin-like protein 1. The coding region runs from base 274 to 1803 and encodes 509 amino acids. Gene Ontology annotation, molecular function: protein binding. The record is from RefSeq and is a predicted model, not a curated record. The transcript has 6 exons. NCBI's taxonomy places the organism in Eukaryota, Metazoa, Chordata, Actinopteri, Salmoniformes, Salmonidae.